GAGGCGUUCGCGUGCCGGGCCCGGGUUUCCCGACUCGUGCCGACUGUGACCGUUGGAGAGAGCGCGUGAGGAGCCCGUGGUCCCGAAUGGGGAAGGAGUAGGGAGAGGUGGGCUCUGGGUGAGCGCGCUAGGACCCGGGGAGGGAGAGCGGGCUGCGAGAUGUCCCGGCUCAUUGUGAAGAACCUGCCGAGCGGGAUGAAGGACGAGCGUUUUAAAACACUAUUUGGUGCCUUUGGAACAUUAACAGAUUGCACAUUAAAGUUCACAAAGGAUGGAAAAUUUCGAAAGUUUGGAUUUGUUGGCUUCAAAACAGAAGAGGAAGCACAAACUGCUUUAACACACUUCAAUAAGAGCUACAUAGACACUUCCAGAAUUGCUGUGGAGUUUUGUAAAUCAUUUGGGGAUCCAGGACUGUCCAGACCAUGGAGCAAACACUCGCAGAGGAAUCAGGCUGGGCAAAUUCCACAAAAGACAAAAGAACAAAGUUGCAAAAGUGAGGGACCAAAGGAUAAACAGAAGAAGCCUGUCAUUGAUAACCUGGAGCAUCUGAAGGAAGAUGAUGAAUUUGAGGAAUUUCUGGCAGUACAUCAGAACCGUUCCAAUGUCCCAACCUGGACUAAUGAUACUUUACCUGCAAAGAAAAAGGAUGCCAUGCAGUUGGCUGAUUACCUGAACUUUGAUUCUGAAGAUUCUGAAGAAUUGAGUGAGGAGCAGGAGGACACUAUUAAAGAACCAAAAACCAAACAAAAGCAAACAGAAGAAAAUGUUGCAUUGAGAAAUGAAGUAUCUGACAUGGAUUACUUAAGAUCAAAAAUAGUGAAGGCUGAAGGUGAAUCUGAAAGUGAUGAUGAAUCUGAGGCAGAUGAAGAAAAUAAUCUGAAAUUAUCCACUGAGGGAAGUAGCUUAUUACAUACAGACAGCAAUUGUGAAAGUGGAGAAAAAAAGCAGGAUAACAAACCAGCACAGAGGGAAAAAACACAACUGGAGAAAAAGAAACAACAAAAUGAACCAACUACACCAUUUACCUUGAAGCUGCGAGGGGCCCCCUUCAGUGUGAAAGAGAAACAAAUACGGGAAUUCUUUGUUCCGAUAAAACCUGUGGCUAUCCGAAUUGUCAAAAAUGCAAAUGGAAACACAACAGGCUUUGUAUUUGUUGAUUUUGAGUCAGAGGGCGAUCUUGAAAAGGCAUUGCAAAGAAACAAAGACUACAUGGGUGGAAGGUAUAUUGAACUUUUUAGGCAGAACAAUGCUCAAACAACUAAACCAGAUAGAAAAAAUAUUGACCCAAAAUGGCUAAAAAGGGAAAAGAAAGAAGACGAGGAGGAAGAGGAUAUCUCUGACUCAGGAAGAUUGUUUGUUCGAAACUUAGCUUAUACGUCGACAGAAGAAGACUUAGAAAAAGUAUUUUCUAAAUAUGGACCAUUAGCGGAGAUUCAUUUUCCUAUAGACAGCCUCACCAAGAAACCAAAAGGCUUUGCAUUCAUCACGUAUAUGAUGCCUGAACAUGCUGUGAAGGCCUUUGCUGAAUUAGAUGGGGAAGUAUUUCAGGGCAGGAUGAUGCACAUUUUACCAUCUACAGUAAAAAAGGAAAAGACUGAAGACAGUGAAACAUCAGGCCUCUCUACUUACAAGAGAAACAAAGCAGCGAAAGACAAGGCCAGCAGUAGCAGCUCACAUAAUUGGAAUACUUUAUUUAUGGGAACGAAUGCUGUUGCUGAUACAAUAGCAGCAAAAUAUAAUGCUACAAAAAGCCAAGUGCUAGAUCACGAAGGAAAAGGCAGUGUUGCAGUCCGCAUGGCCCUGGGAGAGACGGAGAUAGUACAAGAGACCAGGCAGUUCUUGAUAGAUAAUGGAGUUAGGUUGGACUCUUUCAGUCAGGGUGUUGGGAAGAGAAGUAAAACAGUUAUCCUUGUAAAGAAUAUUCCUGUUGGAACACAAGUGGAAGAAUUGGAGAAAGUAUUUAAGAAGUAUGGAGAUCUUGCACGUGUUUUACUUCCACCAGCUGGCGUAACUGCCAUUGUGGAAUUCCUAGAACCUACAGAGGCAAAACAGGCGUUUACAAAGCUUGCAUAUUCCAAGUUUCAGCAUGUACCACUUUACCUUGAGUGGGCUCCAAUGGAUGUGUUCUGCUCCUCAACCCCAGAGAUAAAGAAACCUGAAGAGAAACAAAGUAAUACAGAUGAAGGUGACCAAGCAAAGGAUGAAAAUGAAGCAGAUAAUUUGAGUGUCAGUGAAGAAGAACAUCUUCCAGGAUGUACUUUAUUUGUGAAAAAUUUAAAUUUUUUGACAACUGAAGAAACUUUGGUGAAGACAUUUGACAAGUGUGGAUCAUUGAAGAAUUGCAGUAUAUCGAAGAAGAAAGACAAAACAGGUUCUCUUUUAUCAAUGGGAUAUGGUUUUGUGGAAUAUGCAAAAUCUGAGUCUGCUAACAAAGCACUAAAACUGCUGCAGCAUUGUAUGGUGGAUGGUCAUCAACUAGAGUUGAAGAUAUCAGACAGAGCUACAAUAUCUGUGAAUCCAACUAGAAAAUUCCAGAAAACAAGGAAACAAACAGUCUCCAAAAUCCUGAUUCGCAAUAUUCCUUUCCAGACAAAAGUGAAGGAAAUCCGUGAGCUUUUCAGUACGUUCGGAGAAAUAAAGACUGUGCGACUGCCUAAAAAAAUGGGUGGAACUGGUGCACAUAGGGGCUUUGGAUUUGUAGACUUUGUUACAAAGCAAGAUGCAAAGAAAGCCUUCAAUGCUCUUUGCCACAGCACUCAUUUGUACGGUCGACGAUUAGUACUGGAAUGGGCAGACUCUGAAGAUACAGUGGAGACAUUACGCAGAAAGACAGCUGAACAUUACCACGAUUCUCCAAAAAAGAAAAGGCAGUCAGAGAUCCUGGACGAAAUUAUGGAAGAAAAAGACUAGAUAAUUUUAUUUCUUUCAAUGGAAGCCAUGAAAUGGUUACAGGCAACCAUCAAAAACCAAAGACCAGUAACAACAAGAACCUGUGAGAAGAAGUAAGGCCUUGGUCCUAUCAGCAAGUUGGAUGAAGUCAAAUGACCAUCUGUUUUGAACUGAAAUGUUCCUUGGCUGUAUUGUGAGGACUCUUAACUGCAAACAGUACAACCUGGACAAACCCUGAUAGAUAUCAGUGCCUGUUUGCAGUCCAGUCAUAAAUCAUGAUGCAUGAAUGGCAUACUCUACAACCUAUUGAGCAACGUUUGUGAAAAGUAGCGGUAGUGUAAUCGAUUUUUGAACUCCCAUCUCAAACACAUGAUGAAAAACCGUUGUGCCAACUGGUUAUGUAUUCAUGGAAUACUAAAUAAACUUUAUGAGGUAAUUUGAAGCCUGACACACAGUGACUGGAAGAUGAAAACUAAUAGCUGAAGAAAUCUUCCAUGCGCACGAAUAUUGUGCAGUUGUAUUGAUCCUGCUGUUGGAGAGAGAGGGAAUACAGUAACUUCUCUCCAUCAGUCAUAAGUCUGAGAAUGUGGAUAGUCAGUGCUUUAUUGUUGGUUUUCAAGAUUAAUAGCAAAGGGUUUUACUGAAUUUCUAUCUUUGAACUUAAAACAUGCAGUUUGGUGGGAAACUGUUCCUAAUGAACCAUUGCUAUUAUUAUUCUUAAGCUAGUAAAACAUUUUGCCGUGCGUUUAUAAAAUCUUCAUCAUACCUAACAACAUUUUCUUAAAAGUAGGAUAUUUUUACAUAAUGCAAUAAGAGAUUCACAAUGUAUAGUAUUGGUAUGUUGCAUUUUGUUGUGAAAUAUUUAGUACAUCACACAUUUAAAUAUCUGGCAUGUUGGGGCCUAGUGGUUCUAAAACUUCCAUAUAUAGCAGAAUGGAAAAUUUUGAUAGAUAUAUUUUGAUAGAUGAAUAUAUCCUUGUGACUCUGAUGUGAAUUUUGAAAAUGAGUUUCAUAUGGAAUGUUGAAUUUCCAAGAAAGCAUAUUACAGAAAAUGUAACAUUCCAUAUGAAACUCAUUUUUCUUGGAAAGCAUAACUCUCGAGGCGGCACGGUGGCACAGUGGUUAGCACUGCUGCCUCACAGCGCCUGUAGACCCGGGUUCAAUUCCCGACUCAGGCGACUGACUGUGUGGAGUUUGCACGUUCUCCCCGUGUCUGCGUGGGUUUCCUCCGGGUGCUCCGGUUUCCUCCCACAGUCCAAAGAUGUGCGGGUCAGGUGAAUUGGCCAAGCUAAAUUGCCCGUAGUGUUAGGUAAGGGGUAAAUGUAGGGGUAUGGGUGGGUUGCGCUUCGGCGGGUCGGUGUGGACUUGUUGGGCCGAAGGGCCUGUUUCCACACUGUAAGUCUAAUCAAACCUCAAUUAUCAGGCAUUCGAUUAACCGAAUUUCAGAUUAUCUGAACAAGAUCAUAAGGUCCCGAUGUGUUGCUAACUAUGUUAUCUGGCAUCAAUUGUCCAGCAUUCAAUUAACUGAAUGAAAUACUGCCUGCCUGUAUCCUUUGGAGAAUUGAGGUUACUCUAUAUUUGGUGCUUAAGUCUCUGAAAACAAUGUGGCUUCAGGAGCUGUAGUACCACAGGCUUUAAGGAACAAUUACAUCUGUUUAUUGCAUAUAUUUACAUGCAUAAUGGGUACUGAUGUCUGAGUUGAAGGUUGAAGUAUGUGUUUCCUUUGUUGUGUACAUGUGAAUGUACAUAGCAACGCACUAAAUUCUCACAUGCAGAAGUGUUUAAAUUUUACAUGUUUCUGCAGUUUAACCUUAAAACAAUAACCAACUGAUUUGCCAAAGGUGAGCUUAGAAAUGGAUCUAUUGUAUUUUAAUGUUCAGCAAUUCAAGCAUUUUUGUGCCUCAGUUUAUGUCAAAUUUAUGUUGCUAUUAGUGCUCCUUAUGAGCUGUUCCAUUUCCGGUUUUUUGAUCUCAUAGCAGGUAAUUUUUACUAUCAGUGCAGAGGCUAAUAUUGAAAUAGAGUCCAACAUAACUUUUACAAUUCUACAUGCAAAUUUGAUUAUUGAACUUUUUCUAUGACUUACAGAAUUUCACAAAUAAA
Messenger RNA from Hemiscyllium ocellatum (epaulette shark), 4989 nucleotides. RefSeq names its product RNA binding motif protein 19 (gene rbm19). NCBI's taxonomy places the organism in Eukaryota, Metazoa, Chordata, Chondrichthyes, Orectolobiformes, Hemiscylliidae. The transcript has 25 exons. Gene Ontology annotation, molecular function: RNA binding. Bases 160 to 2910 code for a protein of 916 amino acids. The record is from RefSeq and is a predicted model, not a curated record.